Messenger RNA from Aspergillus ibericus CBS 121593, 2000 nucleotides. Its product is annotated as MFS transporter. Bases 134 to 1903 code for a protein of 589 amino acids. Gene Ontology annotation, molecular function: transmembrane transporter activity. The record is from RefSeq and is a predicted model, not a curated record. Gene Ontology annotation, biological process: transmembrane transport. NCBI's taxonomy places the organism in Eukaryota, Fungi, Ascomycota, Eurotiomycetes, Eurotiales, Aspergillaceae. The transcript has a single exon.
UGGAUACUACCUAAGAAAAUUCAAACACGCCAUCCCAGGCCCCCAAUCACCCAUCCCCAUCCUUCUUAUACCAUGGGACCCCCCCGAUGGCAGGCCGCCGCACCAUGUCUCAACUCUCCCUGCCACCCACAUCAUGGCCAAGAUUCCACACUGGCGUCUGAUCAUCGACCAGAGUGUCGUCACCCCGGAGAUCAUCGACUAUCCCUAUGCCGGGUCCGGGACGGAAGCCGAUCCCUUCGUGGUGGAAUGGAUCCCCCAUGACCCCCGCAACCCCAUGCUCUUCAACCCGACGAUGAAAUGGGUCUACACCAUCAUCGCCGCCUUUGCCACCUUUGGCGUCUCCAUGGCCUCCUCCGCCUACGCCGGGAGCAUCGACCAAGUGAUUGAGCACUUCCACAUCAGCACCGAGGUCGCCACCCUCGGCGUCUCCCUGUUCGUGCUCGGCUUCGCCAUCGGCCCCCUCUUCUGGGCGCCCCUCAGCGAACUCAUCGGCCGUCAACUCGUCUUCUGCGUCUCCUACAUGGGCCUCUCCGUCUUCAGCGCCGGUGCCACCGGCGCCCCCAACCCCUGGACCCUCAUCAUCCUGCGCUUCUUCGCCGGCUCCUUCGGCUCCAGCCCCCUCACCAACGCCGGGGGGCUCAUCGCCGACGUCUUCCCGGCCGAGGAGCGCGGCCUGGCCAUGAGCGUCUUCGCCGGCAGCCCAUUCCUGGGCCCAACCCUCGGCCCCGUCAUCGGGGGAUUCCUCGGCGAACACGCCGGCUGGAAAUGGGUGGAAGGCUUCCUGGCCACCUUCACGGGCCUCAUCUGGAUCAUCCAAUGCCUCAUCGUACCGGAAACCUACGCGCCCGUCCUCCUCCGCAAACGCGCCGCCCGACUCACCUCCCUCACGGGCAACGUCUACAUCAGCAAACUGGACCUCGAACGCGGCCGCGUCUCCAUCCGCAGUGCCUUCGGCGCGGCCCUUCUCCGGCCCUGGAUCCUCCUCUUCGCCGAACCCAUCGUCCUCCUCCUCUCCACCUACAUGGCCAUCGUCUACGGCACACUCUACAUGCUCUUCGACGCCUUCCCCAUCGUCUACCAAGAACUCCGUCACUGGAGCGAAGGCAUCGGCAGCCUGCCCUUCCUGGGUGUCAUGGUGGGGAUGAUGUCCGCCGUGGCCUACAACAUGUUCGACAACAAACGCUACAAACGCUGCCACACCCAACACCGGGGGUUCGCGCCCCCCGAGGCGCGCCUCCCCCCCACCAUGAUCGGCAGCAUCACCAUCCCGAUCGGCCUCUUCUGGUUCGCCUGGACCAACGGGCCCUCCAUCCACUGGAUCGUCAGCAUCAUUGCCGCCGCGCCCUUCGGCUUCGGCAUGGUCCUCGUCUUUCUCAAUAUCAUGUCGUAUCUCAUCGACGCGUAUACCAUCUACGCGGCGUCCGUGCUGGCCGCGAAUUCCAUCAUCCGGAGUUGUUUCGGGGCGGGGUUCCCGCUCUUCACCACCUACAUGUAUCAGAAUCUGGGGAUUCAUUGGGCGUCGUGCAUUCCGGCGUUUCUCUCGCUGGCGUGUUUACCGUUCCCGUUUAUUUUCUAUAAAUAUGGGGCUGCGAUUCGACGCAAGUGUAAAUAUGCCGGCGAGUCGGAUGCCUUUGUGCGGAAGUUGGCGGAGAAGUCGCUGACCCCGGAAAAGAGUCAGGGGGAGGCGAUGGCCGUGGCGGAUGGAGUGGAUGAGACGGUGGAUCGGGAGCGGGCGGAGUCAGUGGCUACGAUGUCGGAGUCGAGUGAGGAGGCGGAGCGGCAGUACGAGGCGAAUCCGUAUGAUAUUGAUCGCGUGAAUACGAGGAAUUCGGCCAUUACGCAGCGGUCACGGUCGAUGUCGAUGUCGACGAAGGAGAGGGGGAAGCGGUUGUUUGGGUUGUAGGUGCUGCUGCUAUGAGGGGUUGUGUAGAGGGAGUUUGAUACCCUUGUUAGAUACCUUGUUUGUACUACAGAGAUAAUGGAUAAUUCGAGUGCAUAUA